This is a messenger RNA of Candida dubliniensis CD36, 1074 nucleotides long. RefSeq names its product cleavage polyadenylation factor subunit. Gene Ontology annotation, molecular function: mRNA binding. The record is from RefSeq and is a predicted model, not a curated record. NCBI's taxonomy places the organism in Eukaryota, Fungi, Ascomycota, Pichiomycetes, Serinales, Debaryomycetaceae. Gene Ontology annotation, cellular component: mRNA cleavage and polyadenylation specificity factor complex. The transcript has a single exon. The coding region runs from base 1 to 1074 and encodes 357 amino acids.
AUGCCCCCUUCUUUAAACUCUAAUAUCCUCUACAUCGGCAAUUUACCGUUUGAUUGGGACGAGAGAACUGUUGAGUCUGUUGUUUUCGGAUCAGGAAAUAUUGUAGAUGUUCGAUUAGGUUUCGACCGUGUCGGAAAAAACAAAGGUUUUUGCUUUGUCGAAUACAAAACAGUACAAGAUGCACAAAAGGCCUUACCAUUAUUGCAACAGGUGGUGAUAUAUCAAAAUGGCCGGAACAAGAAGCUAAGGGUAGAGUUGUCGAAAGAAGGAUACAAGGCCCAAACUAUUAACCCCGAUUCAAGACCAAUUAAGCAACUAAAUCGUUCUAAGUUGCCAGUCAAUGUGAAAUUGCCUAACGAGAUGAUAGCAAAUAGUCCCCACGUAAUGCAAGCUCCAGUAUUGCCAUCCAACGGGUUAAGAGGCGGCAGUAUGCAACCACCACCACUAGCCCCUCCUAUGGCUGGGGGACCAAAUCAACAAGUUCCAUCAAAACUUUUACAGGCAUCGAAGUUUUUACCACCUGCAUCAAAUUUUAGGCUAGAAACCACAGAUAAUAUAAAUGUAUCGCUAAGUAAAAUCCCUCCUCCGCUGUUGAUUGAAUUAAUUUCUCAGAUGAAAGCUUUGCUGCAAAGGGACCCAACAACGCUUCGUGAUUUCUUUCAAAAUCAACCGGAAGUGGCCUUGUGUACCGCUCAAGCUUUGUUAUUGAUGGGGUUCAUAGAUAGUGAUGUUAUUGAAGAGUCUCUGAGAUCUGCUUCAUCGACACCUCAGCUACAAACACUACAACCAGGAAAUCAAUCAACAUCUUACAUGGGUGGCCAAACAGGAGGAUACAAUAAUAGUUUUAACAGAAAUAAUGGUCAAAAUUUUCAACAACAACAACAACAGCAGAUUAUACCUGGUUCCAAAUGGCCUCAUUUACCACUUCAAAUUCAGCAGAAGCUUGUAAAUAUGCCUCCAGAUCAGGCACACUUGGCUGCACAAAUAUUGUCUUUGCUGCCGGAGAGUUUACUGGGAUUGCUGCCACAGGAAAGACAGACUGUGGACAAAAUAAGAGCCCAAUAUUUGUCGUAA